Messenger RNA from Ctenopharyngodon idella (grass carp), 3163 nucleotides. It is a transcript of the gene cccdc110, whose product is annotated as coiled-coil domain-containing protein 110. NCBI's taxonomy places the organism in Eukaryota, Metazoa, Chordata, Actinopteri, Cypriniformes, Xenocyprididae. The coding region runs from base 673 to 2532 and encodes 619 amino acids. The transcript has 2 exons. The record is from RefSeq and is a predicted model, not a curated record.
UUUCUUCUCAUCAUGGGGCUUAAAAGUUAAUUAUGCCACACUUACGUGUUUACUACUUAAUAGUAUGUAUGCUAUUAACCUAGAUAAAUAAAUGCCAUGGAAUUGUUGUUUAUUGCUAGUUCAUAAUGCUUAAUGCAUUGACUAAUUUACCCAGUGAAGUAUUAACUAUAUAAAUUAAUUAAAAAUAAACUUCAAAAGAGCCUACACAACUAAUGUCAAUUAGUUUUUUUUCUUCAUUUUGUUCAAAAUUUAGAUAUUUACUAUUUUAUUCAGCUAAAUUUCACCAAAACGUGCUGGAAUUCAAAAGUAUUGCAUCGCACCAGAGUGAUAAUAGAUGCUUUUGUACCGGAGCUCUAAUGUUACAGCCAUUCAAGCGGAACUGGUUUGGUUCAAAACCAUUUUUAUAACGUCUUUUUUUUUUUUUUUUUUUUUCCCCAAGCGCUUAACGUUGCCAGCAUUGGUCCUGUUACUAUGGUGAUAGACAUUUUAAAACAUUUUAAACAAUGGGGAUUGAGUCGCACAGUAGGCUUCUGUUGCAGUCCGUUUGGAUGGUGGGAAGUAAUGCAAGUAAGGUAAGGGUUUUGGAAGAAAUGUCUCAUUUUAUUUCAUUUCAGCAUCGAUAAUGUGCUUCUUAAUACAAGUAAAGCUUUGUUGCCUAAAUAAGUUGCUUGAAUGUCUUGCAGUACGAAAAAAAUUUCAACUCAAAUGGACCCGGAUAUCAAACAGACUAAAAGGUCUAUGCGCAAGUGUAAACUUGAUCGCAUUCAAGACACACAGCAGGGCUUAGACAGACCAAUUCCUGACAAGUUGGGCACCCAUCAGCCAGAAGCCAUCAGCAGUGAAAAGCAAUCAAAUGACAAAGACAUGCUUUUUAGUGGAUGGAAGAAAGGACAAGAACUCCCAUGUGCUAAAUCACAAUAUGCUGAAGUGGAUACCCUUGAGAACAGGUUCUUCAAAGUGCGACAGAGUUUACAGCAAAAUACAAAUGGAAAUGUCAAUCAAGAUUUUAAUGAGGAGACAAUGGAAUCCCUGCACAGAAUUCUAGCAGGAGCAGAUCUGCUUAAAAAAGAAGAGGCUACGAUGAGUAUACUCGGGUCAAAAUAUGAGUUACAGAUGGGUGAUAACUCAAAAGCCUUACACCUGCCCUUCGGUUACUUGAUUAGGUCUAAUUCAACAAGAUCUGUUGAAUGUUCCUCAAAUCCACCCAAAGUAAUUUUGAAGGAAAUAUUAAAAGGCCGAGAAAGAAGCAGAGCUGACAAAAGUUCAUCUUUCAAGGGCAAACAUCUUGACUUCUUUGAAGUCGUGAAGGAACAACUGCAACAGAAGGACUUGGAGAACCAACAUCUUGUCCAUUUGUUGUUGGUCAAGCAACAAGAACUGAAAGACAUGAAAGAGAUAUCAAAGCAAAAGGAGAGGGAAACCCAACUUAUUACUGAAAAGCUGAAAUGUGAGGAGCAGAAAAAUACAGAGAUCACCACCAGGUUUGAUCAUAUCUGUGAAGAUAUGAAGAAGGAACUAGCUGAAGCCAAAAGUAACAACAAAACUUCAAUGAAGCAGCUUAAAGCACUGAUGGAGAAAUAUGAGCGCCUCAAAACACGUACCAUCACGAUGAAGGACCAGCUCAACCUGGAGCUCAAUGAGAAAAAGAGCUGUCAAAAAUCAUUAAAGAAGCUUCAGCAGGUGUCUCAAGAGCUGCUAACCAAGCAGAAACGUCUAGAGGAACAAAGAGAUGUAGCAGGACGAGAUCUUGCUUUAUGUAGAGAGACCUUGCAGAUGAUGGAUGCUGAACACAAGAAGAACAUCAGCAUUAAUCAGAGGCUUGAAGAGGAGGUAUCAGCCAUGAGAAGUGAAUCUGCAAACCUCAGAGAUCAUUUACGUAAAGCUCAGGAGAAGAAUAAAGAGCUCACUCAGACGACUCGCUCCAAAGAGUCUGACAAUGAGAAGAAUGUAAAGGAAUUUCAGGACAUGACUGAAAAACUGAACGCCGAGUUGGAGAAGUGCCAAACAGAAAGAGACAAAGCAAAUCAGCAGGUGGAGACCAUGAAAUAUGAAUCGAAAUUGAUUCACAACAAGCAGAGAGUGGAGAUACUUCAACUGCAGGAGCAGCAAAAAGCUUGUCUGCAGCAGUCCGAUGGUUUGAGAAGAGAGUGCGAGACCUUGAUGGAGAUGGUCAAUAAACUCAAGAAAGACAAGCAAGUCCUGACAGAGAAGCUGGAGAGCAUUCAUAAAGAAAAGAUGGCGUCACAGAUGGCAAGCAUGAAGGAGGGAGAACGACUCAAAGAGGCCAUUCGUUUGCUGGAGCGAGAGAGAGAGGUGCUGUUAGUUGAGAUGGAAGAUUUACGUAAGGAUUAUCUCGGCCUCAGCGACAGGAUCACACAGAAAAUGGGCCACAUGGAUGCAGCUGAUCCUCCCAUGACCAUUACUGACAUCACUACAAAACAUCACAGAAACACACACAAGUUCUCACCUACUGAUGAUGUGAUUCAGGAUAUAAGAAGAAAACUAGAAGAGGAGGACAAACAGCAAAAAUGAACAAGUCAUUUUGUCUUACUAAUUGUGAUGGACGUUAGCUUAGCUACUGGGGACAUUUUUAAAAUGUGACUGGCACUUAUCUGUCAAUGAGGCAGAAACUACAUAGUAACUAACAAAAGUUAAUGACAGAGGGAGCUGCAACAAAUCUCAGUGGAAAUUAACAGUCUGUACCAAUGGUUGAUAUGAACCCAGAACCUUUACAUGCCCUGUAUCAUCUGUGAAUGGAAGCAUCUGUUGGUUUUCUACCACCACAGCUAUUGUACGCACAUGUAAACUUUCAUGUAACAAUGCAGUCAGACUUCUGCAUCACAUUCUUCUGAAUGCAAAAAUUAUAGCACAGAUUUAAAUAAACAUUACAAAUAACGAAUACAAGAUAUUUAUUAUAUUUUGAAGACAAAAACAAUUGAAAAAUAAAACAAAAACAAGGAACGUGCAUGUUCUACAGUAUUCUAGGGUCAAAGUGCUUUGAAGCGGUUAACAAGUAUAUGGAUCCUAUUCAGUCAACUACACAUGAAAUGUACAACAGUAUUUACAGGGUGGCCAAAGUGGGGGAUUCUUUUUGUUAGUGCAAAUCCCCCUCCAAAAAAAAAAAACAAACAAAAAUGAAAUGUUAAAACAAUGUUAAAAUAAA